UUUCUUCCUGACCCUUCAUUUUACUUUCUUGAUACUGUCACUUCUCUUUCUCUACAAACUACAAAUACAACCAAAUUGACUGCAUUUUCAUCAGCAAUGGCUAGUGUCAAACCCAUAAACUCCAUUACAUCUCCUACUCAUAUAACAAGAAUCACCAAACAAACAAUCUUGACAACCCCCACAUGGUUUCAGUCCAAACCCAAAUAUCUCCAACUCAGAACCACCACAAAUAUUAGACUAUUUCUUGCUAAGUCUAGUGCAAAGCCAAAUGCAAAUCAAGAAAAUGCAGCAGAUAAAGACAUGUUAAAUAACCCAAGUUCAAGAAUUCAACCACACCCCUCUUCAAAUCAACCUCUAUCCUCUUCAACUUCCUCAUUUUCAAGGGGUUUAGUGUUUGAUUUAGGACAAAAAGAUUCAUGGGACAGCUCAGAAAUUGGUUCACCAGUUGUAAAAAGAUACCUUAGUGAUGAGGAAGAAAGGUGGUACAUGUGGUAUUAUGGGAGGUCUAAUGGUAAAGAGUCAAUUGGUUUAGCAGUUUCAAGCAAUGGGGUCCACUGGGAAAGAGGUGAAAUGGCUGCUAAAAUGAGUGAUGACGUGGGGUUAGUGAUGAAUUGUGGAGAAGAUUGGUGGGGUUUUGAUACACAAAGUAUUAGGCCAUGUGAAGUAGUGAUUAUGUCAAGUGCUAAAGUAAGAGCAAAUAGUUCUGUCUAUUGGCUUUACUAUACUGGUUUUAGUUCUGAAAAGAUUGAAUUUUUAGACAAUUCUUUGGAUUUCAGUUUAGAAAAUCCAGAAAGAUUGUACUCUAAUGGUGAAAAAGGCAAGAUUUUUAAGUCGUUGCCAGGUUUAGCAAUGAGUCAAGAUGGUAGACAUUGGGCAAGAAUUGAAGGAGAACAUCAUUCUGGUGCUUUAUUUGAUGUUGGUAUAGAAGGUGAAUGGGAUUCUUUGUUUAUAGCCUCACCAAAAGUAGUUUUUCAUAGUAGUGGUGAUUUAAGAAUGUAUUAUCAUUCAUAUGAUGUUGAAAAAGGGAACUUUGGUAUUGGGAUAGCAAGGUCAAGGGAUGGAAUGAAAUGGUUAAAAUUAGGAAAGAUCAUAGGUGGAGGAGGAAAAAUUGGAGCUUUUGAUGAGCUAGGAGUGAUGAAUCCACACGUUGUUCGAAAUCGAAAAGAUGGGAAAUAUUUGAUGGUUUAUGAAGGUGUGGAUUCAAGUGGAAGAAGAAGUAUUGGAAUGGCGAUAUCUUCGGAUGGAUUAAAGGGAUGGAAAAGAGUUCAAGAAAAUGCAGUGUUGAAGAAAUGUGAAGAAGAGAGAUGGGAUAGUGAAGGGGUGGGAUCACCUUAUCUUGUUCAAAUGGAUGGAGAUGAUCAAGGUCAUGAAUGGAGAUUGUAUUAUAGAGGUAUUGGGAAAAAUGGAAGAACUGGGAUUGGUAUGGCAGUGUCUCAAGGAAAUGAGUUUCAAAGUUUUCAAAGGUGGACAGGGUUUCAUUUAUGAGGAAUGUAGCAUUAUCAUAUAACUGCCAAGAGUUAAGUAGAGGCAAACAAGGCAUCCCGGUGCACUUAGCUCCCGCUAUGUACGGGAUCCGGGGAAGGGCCAGAGCACAAGAGUUAAGUACAGGAUUUCUGCUAAAACGAAAUGUUGGAAUUCAUUGCACCUAUGCUACAGUAGAGUUUAGCAAGUAUUUUCUAUCUGAAAUGCCAGGGAACAUCAUACUUAAUUUCAGGCUUACAUUAGCUGUGUUAAACUGUUAAUCAGAGG
Molecule: messenger RNA, 1749 nt
Organism: Nicotiana attenuata
Lineage: Eukaryota; Viridiplantae; Streptophyta; Magnoliopsida; Solanales; Solanaceae
Exons: 2
Coding region: 97-1485 (462 amino acids)
Source: RefSeq, a predicted model, not a curated record